UCUGCUCCUUGUAGGUUGCAAUUUAGUUAGUGGCCACAGAAUUGUUGGAAAUGGGUAGAAGGCCGUGCUGUGUAGAAGAGGGGCUGAAUAGAGGAUCAUGGUCUGCUAUCGAAGAUAUGAUACUCACUAGCUACAUUAAUCUCCAUGGAGAAGGGAAAUGGAGAGAGCUCCCUAAGAGAGCAGGUUUGAAACGUUGCGGAAAGAGUUGCAGGCUCCGAUGGUUGAAUUAUUUGAGGCCAGAUAUCAAGAGAGGAAAUAUUUCCAAGGAUGAAGAGGAUCUCAUCAUCAAGCUUCAUAGGCUUCUUGGUAACAGAUGGUCCCUCAUAGCCGGAAGGCUACCUGGACGAACGGAUAACGAAAUCAAAAACUACUGGAACACCAAACUGAGCAAAAAAAUUCAAGGCCAGACGCCAAAGAUACGGAUUAACGGAUCUGUCGAGAAGAAGGGUGCAAGCGAAUCCUCCAUUAGCUCAGAAACUCCUCCUGUAAUCAGAACGAAAGCCUCGAGAUGCACUAGGGUUUUUCUCCCACGGAAAGAAGGAAACGAGAUAACGAAGAAGAAUGGGGAGUCUUCUCGGGACUGCAGCAGGCCAUCCUCUUCAUUCCAACAAGUGGAUGAUGAUUCUUUGGAUAUGCUGGUGGGUUUUGACAUGAACGAGCUGCUUUUUAUGUCGGAUGAUCUGAACUCCAAUUGCUUACAGAUUUGCAGCGAUGGGAUUCGGGGAAGCAGUAAUUUGGUCACUGGAGAGGAUGGUUGGAAUAUCUCUUCUUGGUAUUUAGAUGAUCCCUUCUCAACUGAUACUGAUGUAAUGCUUCAGGGUGGUUCUGGUAAUGAAGCAAUACUUGAAAAUUGCAGUAUUGACACUCUUCAACCUGAUGAAGCUUUUGAGCUCAAGAUGCUGGCUUCUUUUCUCAGUUGAUUGCAUGGAUAGAGCAAUAAUAUCUUCCUACGAAACUGGAAAUAAAUUUCUUGGAACUGAA
Molecule: messenger RNA, 981 nt
Organism: Nelumbo nucifera (sacred lotus)
Lineage: Eukaryota; Viridiplantae; Streptophyta; Magnoliopsida; Proteales; Nelumbonaceae
Product: transcription factor MYB1-like
Source: RefSeq, a predicted model, not a curated record